Paraglomus occultum is the source of this 1053-nucleotide messenger RNA. The record is from the annotation of a GenBank genome assembly. NCBI's taxonomy places the organism in Eukaryota, Fungi, Glomeromycota, Glomeromycetes, Paraglomerales, Paraglomeraceae.
AUGACGCUUCUUUAUAGUCCACUUCAUUCUCAAUAUGACCGCACUUGCACGGAACAUUUCAUCGCUUCUCCAAUUCCACGUCCGAGCUCUGCCGCCUCCAACACUGAACGGACCUAUGCCGACUCAAUCCCUCGACCUCAUUCUGCCGAACACCCAUCCGCUAGGAAGAACUCUAUUCCAAGUAAUCACGACGGCAAUCCGCAUUUGUACAGAGACGUUGGCGACAAAGGCCCUCGUAUUAUCGCUCCGUAUCCAAAGAAAGCCCUGUGUGCAGGUCUACGUCUGCUAAGUGGAUUUGGAUCUGAGGAAAAACUUGUCAACAUAAAACGAGCAGUAGAAAGAGAGAGCAUGAAACUCUAUGGUGGAUUGAAAAACGAGUCUGAGGACGCUGGAAGUCUUGGACAUGAAAAAAUGACUCCUGAAGCUCUCGCCUUUGCCGAACUGAAGGAAAUCAUAGCCACUUCUUCACGUGAUUCUUCUCGUCCCGUCUCUCAAUCCGCUUCACCCACUCACGCUCGUGCCGUCUCACCUCCAAACGUUUCUGACAACGAAGGCUCUGAAUACGACGAUGAAGAUGCCAUGGCCCACAUGAGCUACUCUACCUCGGCGAUCGAGAUUAGACAACCUAAAAACCAUAAUAUCGAAGGGAACCAUUUUGAGGCUCUAAGACCAACGGCUCUCCAACGUCUGACGGUUGACUAUUCGCAUCUGAUGUUUGGCUCAUCUCCAAUUACUCGCGCCAACAACCCACUCCCCUUGGACGAAUCGUUUUCACCUGACCAACGCUUUCCAGUUUCGAGUAACCCAAAAAGAUCCUCGUUUACGUAUAUGCACAAAAAGAUGAGCACUGGUGAUUUGAACGCACCCUACGACGAUGAGAGUUUAAAUAUAGACAAGCACGGAAAUAUUGCGGAUAACGGUGUCACUGUGCCUUUCUCGAAAGGUUCCAGAGCGGCUAUCUUGUUGUCAUUGUCUGAAGGUGGACGAAGGAGAAGUCUCAGUGUCGGAAGCGUGAAUUUUAAGCCCGAGAUCAAACCCAGGAGUGUUUGUUAA